Molecule: messenger RNA, 1170 nt
Organism: Alosa alosa (allis shad)
Lineage: Eukaryota; Metazoa; Chordata; Actinopteri; Clupeiformes; Clupeidae
Product: trichohyalin-like
Exons: 7
Molecular function (GO): GTP binding
Source: RefSeq, a predicted model, not a curated record
UGUUUCACAGCAGACUCACUGAGAAUAGUGAUAGUUGAUAAGACUGGAGCAGGGAAAAGUGCUACAGGAAACAUCAUCCUUGGGGAAGAAAAUGCCUUUAAAGAGGAUCCAUCCUUUGAUUCUGUGACCAAGAACUGUGUCAAAAUAAAUGGAGUGAGAUUCACACAAGAAGAAGCAAAGGCAGUGGAAUGGAUCCAGCGUAAUUUUGGUGAAGAUGCCUCUUCAUAUAGGCCUACAAUCAUACUGUUUACUCAUGUUGAUGACUUGGGAGGGAGACAAAUGGAGGAACACUUAGGAACAUGUAGCAAAAUCAAAGGAGUUUUUGAGAGUUGUGCUGGCAGAUGUCAUUCUUUCAACAAUAAAGAACAUGAUAACACCCGAGUCAAAGUCUUACUGCAAAAAAUUGAUGCCAUGCUAGCUGAGAGUUCACAACCAUACUACACCAAUGAGAUGUACAGGAAAGCUCAGAAAAGGAGAUUGGAAGAGGAGAAAAGGAGGUUGUUGGAAGAGGAGAAAAGGAGGUUGGAAGAGGCAAGGAGGUUGGAAGAGGAGAAAAGGAGGUUGGAAGAGGCAAGGAGGUUGGAAGAGGAGAAAAGGAGGUUGGAAGAGGAGAAAAGGAGGUUGGAAGAGGAGUUGGAAGAGGAGAAAAGGAGGUUGGAAGAGGAGAAAAGGAGGUUGGAAGAGGCAAGGAGGUUGGAAGAGGAGAAAAGGAGGUUGGAAGAGGAGAAAAGGAGAUUGGAAGAGGAGAAAAGGAGGUUGGAAGAGGAGAAAAGGAGAUUGGAAGAGGCAAGGAGGUUGGAAGAGGAGAAAAGGAGACAGGGUAUCUGUAAGCAGAGUUCUGAUGAGUAUCAGCUGAGACAAACGCCUGGCAGAUUCCAGUACUACUUUUCCCCAUGUGAUGCUGAUGUGGACAUGUACGUGGUGGACACCGACUAUGACGUGUAUGCCCUGGUGGUGGAGCACAAGCACAAGCGUAACUCCGACAAAAGAAUCUUAUUCGUUUCACUUUAUGGCCGUACUCCAGUACUACCAGAGGCCUCGAUGGAGACCUUCAGACGGGUGGUGACAGAGCAAGGCAUGACCGAGGACCAUAUUGGCAUCCAGAAGAACAAAGGUAAAGGAUGGCACAGCCUUAGUGGCCCCCUUGUACCCUCAGACCCAGUGUCCUGA